GCAGUUAGCCAUGUUUUGAACGUUCUGUUGUUGGUCUUUUCCGCCAUACUGGCAAAAUGGGCGUGGAUAUUUGCCACAAACAUGACCGUAAGCCGGUCAGGAAGGAACCUAGAAGUAAGGAUGUGUAUCUGCUCUUACUUGUGAAACUAUACCGUUUCUUGGCUCGUAGAACUGGAGCCAAAUUCAACAAGAUCAUCCUAAAGAGGCUUUUCAUGAGCAAGAAUAACAGACCCCCAAUGUCUGUUGCUAGGCUGGUUCGUAAGAUGAAACUCAAGGGAAGGGAGAACAAGACUGCUGUUAUUGUUGGCACGGUUACGGACGACCUGAGGAUGUUUGAUGUUCCCAAGCUGAGUAUUUGCGCUCUCCACGUGACGGCGAGGGCGCGCGCGAGAAUUCUCAAGGCCGGUGGGGAGAUCAUGACCUUUGACCAGCUGGCCCUGAAGUCCCCGAAGGGACAGAACACCGUCUUGCUGCAAGGCUGUCGCAAGGCACGCGAGUCGUACAGGCACUUCGGCGCCGCCCCUGGUGUUCCGCACAGCAGCACGAAGCCAUACGUGCGUAGCAAGGGCCGCAAGUUCGAGCGCGCUCGCGGUCGCAGAAAGAGCCGUGGCUACAAGAACUAAGCGUCCGGACGGUGAACGAGUUUGUGUAACAGUGACCUGCGGGAGUCAGGAUAAUGAGAGAGGGAGAAGUACAUGUACACAAGUAAAUAAAAAUAACAUUUUGAAUGAAAUGUU
Priapulus caudatus is the source of this 737-nucleotide messenger RNA. Its product is annotated as 60S ribosomal protein L18-like. The coding region runs from base 57 to 623 and encodes 188 amino acids. Gene Ontology annotation, cellular component: ribosome; cytosolic large ribosomal subunit. The record is from RefSeq and is a predicted model, not a curated record. The transcript has 5 exons. Gene Ontology annotation, biological process: translation. NCBI's taxonomy places the organism in Eukaryota, Metazoa, Priapulida, Priapulimorpha, Priapulimorphida, Priapulidae. Gene Ontology annotation, molecular function: RNA binding; structural constituent of ribosome.